AAAAAUCAAACCAAAAUGUAUCAACAACAAGUGAACAAUAACAACAACAACAAUAUUAGCAGUACACUUGAUUGCUGUGAAUCGCGCACAGUACGUACAAUUAACGCAAAAGAAUAUUUGCAACGACAACAACAGCCUACCGUCAAAGUGUUAACCUGCGGUGUUGCGCCAUUGGUCAGUGCAUUAGAUUUCACCACUGAAAGUGUCAUUACAGGCAAAAAGUCAACGCAAAUGCAAAGCGUGUGUCAAGCGCAUUCACUCAAAUGGAAGCCCAUGAUGAGUAAGUCAAAAACCUUUGCACUCCUGCCAAUAAUUUGCAUUAUCAUAUGCGCACAAAUUUCUACGACUUCAGGUCGCACAUUGCCCGGAAGAAGACAAUUCUUACACACAUUGCGAAAUCGUAUGCAACAUCGUAUAAAUCUAAUGGGGUACGAACGUGCAAACGCGCCCAAACUUAUGCAAGCGCGUCAUCACCGUAUUGUACGUUCGAAUGACCAAAUGAUGUGUCCCGAAAAUUUUGAACAUUUUUUAACAAAAUUGAAAUAUCAAUCAAACGCAUCGCACCAAACACUUAAGGGAGAUAUAGAUACUUUUACGAAAGUGCGCUUCAAUAAUGUAGCCCUUAAUGCUAAUAUAGAGUGGAAUAUGCACAAUUUAAACCUAGAACAUCCAUAUUCGAGUUAUAUUAACCGAACCUUUGACACUAAAGGGCACCAGUACAAUUUCCCGCAUUUAGAGAAUCAGGCAAUGAGUACAGAAUUGUUUCGUGCGGAAAUGUUUAAUAUACUUAAAACAUUGAGAACUUUGAAAAUCGUCUAUAAUGAUACCGUAACCGACAACAACCAGAACGAGUGGAAGGGUAAAUAUCAACAACACCAAGAAAUGAUCAACUUUUUGGAAAAGACUUACGACGAGCUGACUAAAACUGAACAAUAUGUCAAACUUAUAUUGCAUAACCCCGAUGUGCCAAGAACAACAGCCAAAUACAAUGAAAGCGCUCAGGUGAGAGAAUGGUUGUUGGUGGUGGAGAGCGUAAGCUUUUUAGAAUAUCUAACUCAACUCUGCCAAAAAAUAAUGGAAAUGUGUAAAUGAAAGAUAUAAUCUCACAAACAAAACAAAACAAAAGCAACAAACAAAUAAUGUAUGUAUUUAUGUAUAUGCCUAAGAGGCCGUCACUCCGUUAUUCAAUCACAAUAUUGUUGAAUGCAUUCGUGUUUUUCAUACAGAUUUACAAAGAAUUUCAGUGUGUGCGAUUUUUAGCUAAAGACUUCUAUAUAUAUAUAUAUGUAUAUGUAUAUACCAACAAUGACUUAUAUUUUAUAAUUAUGAAAGAAGAGCUAAUGAUUUUUUACCUUAUGACAAUUAUGCAAUUAUUAUUAAUUACAAUUUUUAAUUUAAUUAAAAACAGUUUAUUAGAGAAACUUGACGUUGCGAGUUCGCACAAAAUUUUCGUUUUUUAAAUUGUAUCGAAUUUUGUAGAAGUUAAAAAAACCAUGAUCCCAAAGAAUACUUAAACGAGGCAUACAAAAAAAAAAAAAUAUAUAUCUAAAAAAUAUGUACAUCUAAUACUCUGUAAAUUAUUAAAAAAAAAAGAAAAAAAAAACAUUCUCGUAUACUUUCAAAUAUUUCGUGACGCAUACAAAAUUGUAAAUUUACUUAGUAUAUUUUGAAAUUAUGCUAUUUAUACCAUUAAAAAAAAAGUUACCAAAAAUUAUAAUACUAUAAUAUAUAUACAUACAUAAAUCUAAAAAAAAAAAAAACUUGUAAAAUAUGUACAAAUGUUAUCAAUGAUGCUUAUUACUUAAAAAAUGCCAGUUAAUAAUGUAAUUAUAUCAUAG
Messenger RNA from Zeugodacus cucurbitae (melon fly), 1838 nucleotides. RefSeq lists its product as uncharacterized. The coding region runs from base 16 to 1092 and encodes 358 amino acids. NCBI's taxonomy places the organism in Eukaryota, Metazoa, Arthropoda, Insecta, Diptera, Tephritidae. The record is from RefSeq and is a predicted model, not a curated record. The transcript has 4 exons.